AUGAAUCCAUACAAUCAGCAGCCAUACGGGUUUCCACAACAGACCCCCGGCCCGCCACAACCACAGUGGCAAGCACCUCCUCGACGACAAGGAUGGGGUGACCCCAGACUUCCAGGACAGCCACAACAACAACCGCAAUCCCCUAUAUCUCCCUAUCAUACCGUCGCUGUACCCGCGUCGAACGCAUUCGGACCCCCUCUCCCUCCGCCUCCUCCGCCACCGUCCCAAUACCCUCCACCGCCGCAGUUUGAUACACAUCAAUGGGGAGUCAGAUAUAACCAAACAUUGGGUGGUCAAAAUCAGAAUCAAUCUCAGGAACCCAAACCUGCUUUGCCGCCGCGUCCUUCCUCUGUCCUUGGAAGAGUGAGCCCGCAGCCUCACCAGACAGCCUCAUUGCAGCACCCGGCACCGGCACCUUCGCAACAGCAGUAUCCUACAUCGUGGAACGAUCCCUACCACACGAGCUCGACAGUACCCCCUCCUCCACCUCCCCGACCCGCUGAGUAUCAGGCUCAGAUACAGGCUACACAGCAUAACCGGACCGGGACUCCCCAUCAGGAAUACUCGUUUCAACCUCCCUCACAUCACUACGAUCCUCCCACAACACAGCAGAAUGCAUGGAACACGCAGCAUGGACAGUCAACGGGACAACCAUAUCAUUCAACGCCGCCUCCUCCACCGCAGACGUCGGCCGUGUUGGAUGGUCCAUUGGUGUCGCCAAUAGAACCUACAAGUGGUUAUUGGAGUACUGGUCAUCAGCCGCAUUCAAGUACAAGCCAGGCUCCCAGUCACUACAAUCCUGCUGCUGGAAUCCAGCCUCCAGACUUCAAGCCUGCUUUUUCUCAGGCAUUAGCUUUCGGUGGGCCAUCUGAUUGGGAACAUUACGAUCCCAAUGCACCUCCUCCGGAGCAAACACCUACGAGCCCUCCAUCAAAUCCUCUAUAUCAAGGCCCCAUUUCUCCUCCACAGAUACACGCAAACCUACCUGCUCCUCACCAGACUCCAAAGCCUGAGCCUGCUCUCCCGACCCAUGCCGUUGAGAUUGGCGUUGCCAGUCCGGUGACGCCCCGAAGGGACUCGCGGACUCAGCCGCCUCCGGUAGUAGACAGCAUUCCAUCCCCACCUUCGCGACCUGUUGACGAAGGGCCUCCGUCCGCUGGCGAAUACAGCGGCAAUGUUUCGGCGCGUUCUGACAGCCUCAAUGACGCAGGCAAUAUCGACAGGGUGAUUCAAGCCUGGAAUGCUCCACUGAACGUGCGCUCUGCUCAUGACUCGACACCGAGACCCGAAUCUCGUGCGUCUGCUCCACGGGUCACAUCUCCGGACCCAGGUCUAUCUCCAGUCAGCGUCAAGGUGGUCGAUCCCUACGCCGAUCUAGAGCCGGAGUUCAAAGCCUCGCUGAAGAGGUAUGCAGCGAUGCUGCGAAGGGAGGCAGAAGCUGAGCAUGAUGACGAGAAAUUCGAAAUAUUCCAGAGCUUCGUCACCAAGGAGCUGAGGUUGAGGAGCCUGCUUUACGGGGUUGAACUGAAGAAGGAAGCAGCCAAGGAGGUUAAGAAGGCGGCCAGUCUGGCAGACAUCCAGGCUCUUCUGCCCAACGCCGCCUUUCCUUCUAAUGAAACGAGCAGAGAUCCUGGUCGAAGCAAUCAGCCAGUCGAGAACCCGUCUGGGUCACUGGCAGCAACGUCGCAAGGCCAGCAACCACACACGCAGCCGUCGAUCAGUACAGUCCCAGAAGUCACCCCAACGAAUGUUGUGCAGAAAGAACAACCACAGCUCGACAUUCCUCGACCUGCAGACACCGUGUCUUCUACCCCAGAGUCGUCAGCUAAACCAACUCAGCAAGACCGCCCGAAGUCGAAAGAUGGCCCUCGUGUUAUUAUACCAGUGUCAAGCCAAGAGGAAGCCUAUAGUCCUGGAGGACGGCCGGUGAUGAAAAGCAUUGAAGGUGGCAGUGAGGAGGAAAGCUACAGCCCCGGGGGCCGCCCACUUGUGACGAAACCUGCAGACGGCGACGGAGAAGCCUACAGCCCUGGUGGUCGUCCCAUCGCCGGCAAAGCUAAUACGACUUCAUCAAUGAAGCCUCCCCCAAUCAGCACGACUAUCCAACAAGAGCGACACCAACCAUCAAUGAGUAUGUUAUCGCCCAGCAACGAUGCCCCGAUGGUUAUUGAAGACUAUGCAACCCCUGAACCACCUUCCCCAAGCAUGAACGCUCCAAUGGUCGUGACCACCGAAGCUUCACAUGGCCAAGCCUCACCGGGACGACCUGCCCAGGGGAAUAGUGACAAGCCAGUCGUGCCUAUAAAAUUCGAACCUCCUCGCCCCGCAUACACGCCAUUUCGCUACAAUACUGGUGUCCAGGAAGAGAAGAGCAAGACACUACAACCAGCAGAUCAAGCGUAUUCCUCGUUGCGAAAUUCGGUAGCCGACUCAGGCCGCUUGAUGGUUCAAGAUACGGCACUGUUAGCGCCUGCUAGACCGUCCUCCUCCGGCGGAAAAAAGGAACACGAAGAGGCAUUCAUUGGCUUGAUCAGAAAACAGAGUAUGGCUGUAAGGCAAAAGACCCCUGGACCGGGAUCUGUGCCUGCGGCUAUCAGGCCUGGCAGCGAACCCAAAUUCAAUGCCUCUUCUAGGCCUGAGCCUCCUCUCGUCAUGCGUGUUGGGACUCCUGCUACAGCAUCGAUGAGAGUAGAGCGGGCACCAGUGGAUCCUCUCAAAGCAGCUGUGACUGCACUGCGUUCCCUGUUACCGCCCGUGGCCGACAUAUUUUCGCCUAUAGAGGCCAAUCCUGAGCAUCCCAAACUCAAACUCAUAAAGUCCAAAAUCGACUCCAUCCCUGACGCUUUCUCCUUCAUCCAUGACGCAGUGGUGGAAUGGGAUCGCACCAACCGACUUGUCCGUAAGGAACAAGAAGUUGAACGACAGGCCCGCCAAGAAGAGUCCGAAGGACACAUUGACGCUCUGUUCAACGACAAUGAGAUCGGCUAUGCAGAUAUUGGGGAGCUAGAGGCGGAAUUCAAGCUCAAGGAGGCUGAGAGGAGGUUCGCCGAGGAUCAAGCAGAACUGGAAAGCUUUACGAGCCAGGUCUUUGUGGUUGUGACGGAGAAGCUGCAGAAAGAAAUCACCGAGUUGAUGACGGCGUAUACGAUGGCAAUUGACUUGCUCGAUAUUGACAGUUUGGCCGUGUCUCGCUGCUUCAAAGCCAAUGAUAGGAGCAGUGCCGUGAGGAUGACCGAAGUCAUGUCGUACGUCCUGACCUUGUUCAACAAAAUCGAGGUCCGACACACCAAAUUGGCCGAGGCGCAUGUGGAGCGCGAGAGGCGUCGCAAACGCCUCGAACUCACCGUGCUAUACGCGAAUGGUGACGUACAAGGCGUGAAGAAACUUGAGAAAGAAUUUGCAGUGGCCGAGAAGAUGGCAGUUCUGCACGAAGCACGGAGCCGCGACACAAGGGCGAACAAGCUGAUGGAUUCAUUCGAUCGUGCCACAGUCCGCGGACUGGGCGAUAACCAGGUCUUCACCGAUGAGGUCUUUGACAGGCUUCAAGAGGUCAAGAAGGCACUCGACGCCGGAGCACUUCAGAACGAGAAAGAGAGGUUGUACGAACCUGAAGGCGCAAGAGAAACACUCUCCCUCGCUCAGAACGCUCUGGACACGGUCAUGAGCGAUUCCCGGCGGUUACUCGCGCUUUCCAACGAAGCAGAUGUGUUGCUCAACGACGCUGACUACAAUGUGUCGGUUGCGGAAGCGCGGGUAGCCAAUGCAGACAAGCCCACAUAUGCGAACCUGGAAAGCGAGAAAGCCAAGGAGGACACAAAGUUGAUUGAAGACAUGAAUGUGCGGAUCAGCAGUGUCACCAAAGGGCCACAGGAGGGCAUCUCAUUGAUCCGCGAGUUGAUUGACCGGAUUGGAGACGAUCCGGCGCACCAGGAAAGGAUCAAGAAGGCGCUCGAGGCCGCAAAGAUGAGGAAUGCCAACGGGGCGGCGAAUGAAGGUGGAUGA
Fonsecaea pedrosoi CBS 271.37 is the source of this 4002-nucleotide messenger RNA. RefSeq lists its product as uncharacterized. The coding region runs from base 1 to 4002 and encodes 1333 amino acids. The transcript has a single exon. NCBI's taxonomy places the organism in Eukaryota, Fungi, Ascomycota, Eurotiomycetes, Chaetothyriales, Herpotrichiellaceae. The record is from RefSeq and is a predicted model, not a curated record.